Molecule: messenger RNA, 1998 nt
Organism: Parastagonospora nodorum SN15
Lineage: Eukaryota; Fungi; Ascomycota; Dothideomycetes; Pleosporales; Phaeosphaeriaceae
Exons: 3
Coding region: 1-1635 (544 amino acids)
Biological process (GO): regulation of transcription by RNA polymerase II
Cellular component (GO): nucleus
Molecular function (GO): DNA-binding transcription factor activity, RNA polymerase II-specific; RNA polymerase II cis-regulatory region sequence-specific DNA binding
Source: RefSeq, a predicted model, not a curated record
AUGCCAUCCGGCAUCGAACGCCGACGAACCCAGCACCGACGACAAAAUUCCACACCUGCUGCUUUCGACGCACCACCAUCUCCUCAGCAGCCUCCUAUCUCCCCUUCAAAAGCUCCCACCGAGCAGCAAUUGAAAGAUCUCCAGGAGCACAUACAGUCGGUGUAUGGCUCCUGUGGGCAAGUCUUCAUUAACAUUCUCCCCACUCCCACAGCAACGCCUCAGAAGCAAGCACAGUCAUCAAGUCACGAGUCUCUGAAUGCAAUCACACAGCAGAACUACAGCGACAUGACUGACAUCAACUUUGGGCCGACUUCAAGCGCCAUGACUUUCGACUUUGAAAACCCCGAUCUAGACAUGGGCUACGAAUCGUCCUCCUACUACACUUCGGAUGCGUUGUCUCCAUCCCCAAACUCGUCGCCACAACAAAAGGCGAUGCACUCCUUCCUUGAGCAGAUCGACGAGCUCCCGAACCAGGAGAUGCUGUUCUCGCAAGCACCAACACUUCUCCCUCAAACCUCAAUGUCAAUGAACGGUAUACCUAUGCAUACCGAGUCUUACCAGCAGCCGGCACUUUUCAACGACCUGGAAGUCGACGCAAGCCUCGAAUACACCGGUAUUGCACCAGAGGAGGUCCAGCGAUACAUCAGCGAACAAGACCCUAUUUCAAACAAGUGGACUUGCCUCUACCAAGACUGUGGCAAGAUGUUCGGCAGGAGAGAAAACAUUCGUUCUCAUGUACAAACACAUCUUGGAGACCGGCAGUUCAAGUGCAACGGCUGCGGAAAGUGCUUCGUUCGUCAGCACGAUCUGAAGCGACAUGCAAAGAUCCACUCCGGCAACAAGCCUUACAAGUGCCCUUGUGGUGCCGGAUUUGCACGUCAAGACGCGCUCACACGCCAUCGACAGCGCGGAAUGUGCUGUGGUGGUUUUCCCGAUGCUGUUCGCCGGCAAGCCAAGCGUGGUCGCCCAAAGAAGAACCGACCAGACAUGGAAGACCGAGUAGAUAAGGCGAGCAGAACCAGACAAGCACUUGCGUCAGCCUCUUCUUCCGUAUCGGGUGGUUCGCCAUACUCCGAUAUGCGUUCACCCUCUCCCCUUGACGGCUACGAGCCUGCUCACUCGCAGUCGCAGGAAGCGACUCAGCUCAUGUCUGAGAACGGUAGCUUCAACGGCCCAAUGAGCUCAACAGUUGACCAUUUCAGCUUCAACUCCUCAAGCCCGUUCGCAGAGGACACCCAGAUCGCGUCAUCGACAUUCACGACUGCGACUUCUUACACCAGCGAUAUUGCGUCAAUGAACAUCCUUCAGCAACUCACACAGACCUCAAACACACCGCCAAUGUCUCCCGCAGAUCAACGGCCACACUCAUCUGGGUCUGCGAACGGUACGAGCGUACCAAUCCACUCAAGCCCUUUAAAGGGCUCGUCAACCCCCUCGCACUCGUCGAUACAGUCGAACCCCUUCUCGACCCCGCCCACUUCACCACUGGGCCCCAAGGACGAUCUUGACGAGCUUUUCAACACAUUGCCUGACAACUCGUACUCGCAAUUUGAACUGGAGAUGAAGGCCUUAGGUGAGCCGAGUGGAUUUGCGUCACUUGAGUCUUCGUACGAGUUCAUGAACUUCGACGUGUAAUUUGCUGUAGAGCUUUAAUAUAGGAAGACGACUGGUGUAGGAUAUAGAAGCGACUCACGAACAUAAUGAACGGCGCAAUGCUUGCUUUUGGAUCGGCAUAAAAUCUGGAACGAUCUGGAUAUCACGACAGAAUGACUUCGAUUCUUGGACUGUUACUGUAGGGGCCGCGACGUGCAAGGAUACACGCUCCUUUGGCAAACAUCGCAUUAUUCUUGAUAUUACUGGGUCGGCGCAAGUGAAGGAUUAUCUGACGUGUAAUGUUGGAUUCGCGAGUCUAGCUGCGGCAAUGCCUCGCGUAGGCGACUUUUCGCUCAAGCACGGCUAUGCUCUAUAGAAUACAUGGCACUUUUAUCUCUCCACAUU